AUGAAUCUGACUGAUGAAUCUACAGAGACCAAGUUCAUUUCUCCCAAUCACACAAACAAAAUGUCUCAAUUAAAAGACAUCUUUGACGAUUAUACAUUGAAAGACAAAUUGAAAUUAGUGCAAUUUCCAUGGAAUCAUCCAGACGUUCUUCAAUUCGACAAAACAUAUAUUGUGCUUAGACAAAAUGCUAUUCCACCCUUGCUAUUAGAAACUAUCAACUCAUGUGACAGGCCUGAGGAUGUUUUUGCCUAUGCAUCAUGUAACGCACAUUAUGCCGUCAUGGCAAGCAAAAGUCUUGUCUCUAUUUACCUCAAAGUUGAUCCCAAGACAUACGAUGAAAUUAUUUUAAAGCCACCACCCAGCUGCCAAUCUUCUCCUUUUGUUAUUAUGAUCCCGGCGCACACAGAUACGUCCUCAGCAAAGCUUUUUGUAAUUGAUAUCAAUGGAAAUGCAUCGCUUUGGUCGAAUAUCAAGUCGGCAGCGCCGUUUUCAAAUCCCUGCUGUACUCAUAAAAUGCCUUUGGAAACCCAGAGUCAUAUAACCUCGAUCUGUCUUCUGUCUCACAACCAAAUUGUCGUCGGUACCUCUUCAGGAAGAGUGAUAUUGCUGGCUAUCCAAAGUAACCAAAGCACAGUUGAUUUUUCGAUUAAAUCUUCUCACAAAGGAUCGGCCUUUUCAAACAUCCUUGAAAAUUGGCUUCCGUCUGCAAUUACGCGGGUUAGAGGCACACAUGGCUGUAAAGAUAAUCUUCCUGUACUUAGACUCGUCAAAACUGAAAGCAUGAAUGCCGACACUUGCUUUAUGACAUUGAAUGAUGGAAUGCUUCAAAAGUGGGCGGUCUCCGCGAAUGGUGACCCAAAGCUCUUAUUCAAAUUAGACGUUGUACCUGCUGUCAAGCAAUACAUAUCAAAGAAUAUCUUGAAAAGACCAUCGGAUGAGGAUGUGAAAAUACAUAUAAUUGACAUGGACAGAUACAAUCCGGGCACAUCGGCACUUCUUGUAUCAUACCAUGUUCCAGAGAUGGAUAACUGCACCCAAUUUGCUGUUAUUCUUUUGUAUAUCUCUACUAUAAGCUCAUUAGUAGAGGGAUAUCAACUUACUGAAAAAGAAUACAAGAUAAAUCAUAUUGUCACCCUGCCAUAUUCAACGAUAAUGAGUAGCAAAAAACGAAAGCCGACCAUUAGAGUCUCUGGAACUGGGCCUAUUGCAUUUGUAACCUUUGACGACAGCGUCAUAUCUAUCUGUAUCGACCAACAUACCAUAUUUGAAAGCACAAUUGGCUUAAAACCAGAACUGGGCGACAUGUUUCUUUACACCACUGUUCAAGAUACCAACAGAGAGAAGUCUGAUGAAGAUGACGCUUCGGUGGCAACAAUUCUUACUGCCAUGGGUAAAGUCUUGGAAUUCAAGGUAGACCACAAAGCAAUCAAAGAUAAGAAAUCAAAUGAAGUAUUUGAUAAUACAAAGUUUCUUGAAAAAAGGCUUUUGCAAGCUGCGGCAUUCCAAGACAAGGCCAAUGUAUGGGAAAAGAGUCAUAGAAUACGUAACCCAUUAUCUUUUCCCAUAUCUACCAGGCCAAUGCGUGGCAAUAUAGGCAAAGCUGCACUAUCUGCCACACACAGUGUCUUUGUUGGAGAUUGUUUCUUUACAGGACCAAAGAUGAAUUUUACACCCUUCUUUUCUUUGCGUUUACAAUUCAUUAUGAACAUUGCUGAUGCCUUAAAGAAAGAAGAUUUAUUCAGCCAGAUUGAUCGGACAACCAGGAAAAAGCUACUCGCAUAUACAGAAGCUUCGAUUGUAGCUGAUGAGAUAUGGAAACAAUAUACUAAUCAAAAAAAAAAGUCGGCACACUUCUUUGAAUACACAGCUAUUAUUGAAAAGGUGUUUUUGGGUUUAUCUCCAUCUAAACACAUGCUCACGCUUCAAGACAAUGAGCGAAUUUUGGCCGAUUCUUUGUCAAAACAUUGUAUUUUCCCCACUCAAUUCUUCGAGGCCUUUGCCAAUAUACAAGAAUCUCUUUAUUUCACUUCUCCUAUGAAAAUGCAGGGAUUUAGAAUCAGAGCCAACGAACUUAUCUUGAGUAUACGCCACGCUUAUAGAAAGUUUGAGACCCGCCUCAAGGAUUAUAAUCUACCUGAUGUUAAUAAAGUCUGGACUCUCAAAUGGCGAAAGUUAUUAAAGAGUUCAUUUGAAAAGACGUACGCUUUCCACUCCAUAAACCAAUCAUAUACAGAUAAUUUUGUCGACGAGAAAAACACUCUCAAUGAACAUAUCACUCUAAAUCUGCCGGUGAAUAUGGAGUCUGAUCUUGGGAAACAGCUCUGUGAUCUCGGUCAGGAACUGUUAAACUUGGAUAUUUCAGAAGAGGACAGCUCUGCUGUAGAUAAAACAGUACACCAGAUCCAAGGAUUUGUAAUCGAAACAAUUUUCAAGACUGGGUACAAGCAAUUGGCAAUUGAAAUGGCAGAGAAAUCUAAACAUUUUAGUGCACUCCUUGAAAUUACUCAGAGUGAAGAAGGGACUGAAGCUGAAAAAUUACGCGAAACAUAUCUCUGUCGAUAUGGAAAUGAAUUUGUAUAUUCUUUAUGCAAAUGGUAUUGCGAUCACAAUCAAGAAGGCAAGAUUUUAAAGCUAAAGCCAUCAUAUUUUCAGCCCAUCACAGAGUUUUUUCAAGAAAAUAAGGUUCCGAUUGCAUGGAUACAUUAUAUGCGUGUGUGUGAUUAUAAGAAUAUGUUCGGUGCUCUGCAAGAGGUACUAAGAACAGAGCACGAACCCUCAAAGAGAAAGGCACUUUUGGGCUAUUCUCGAUUGGCUUACAUGUCUGCCAAUGGCGAAGGUCCUGACUCUCUACCAUUAAAUAAAUUAUUAGAAUCCAAAGAAAUGAAGAGGAUUACUAAAGAGCUCGAAUCGAUCAAAGAAGACGAGACCGAUCUAUAUUCAAAAUUUUUAAAAAAUAAACAAAUAAAAUAA
Messenger RNA from Phycomyces blakesleeanus NRRL 1555(-), 2970 nucleotides. RefSeq lists its product as hypothetical. Lineage: Eukaryota; Fungi; Mucoromycota; Mucoromycetes; Mucorales; Phycomycetaceae. The transcript is spliced from 19 exons. Gene Ontology annotation, biological process: protein import into nucleus; poly(A)+ mRNA export from nucleus; transcription-dependent tethering of RNA polymerase II gene DNA at nuclear periphery. Gene Ontology annotation, cellular component: nuclear pore outer ring. The record is from RefSeq and is a predicted model, not a curated record. Bases 1 to 2970 code for a protein of 989 amino acids. Gene Ontology annotation, molecular function: structural constituent of nuclear pore; protein binding.